This is a messenger RNA of Salvelinus namaycush (lake trout), 7176 nucleotides long. RefSeq names its product rap guanine nucleotide exchange factor 6-like. The record is from RefSeq and is a predicted model, not a curated record. NCBI's taxonomy places the organism in Eukaryota, Metazoa, Chordata, Actinopteri, Salmoniformes, Salmonidae. The transcript has 30 exons. The coding region runs from base 529 to 5499 and encodes 1656 amino acids. Gene Ontology annotation, molecular function: guanyl-nucleotide exchange factor activity; protein binding. Gene Ontology annotation, biological process: small GTPase-mediated signal transduction; positive regulation of ERK1 and ERK2 cascade.
ACGUUAGUAGCUAUCCCACAGAUAGACAAGUAACGUUAUGUUUCUCAAACUAAGCUGAAGAAGUGAAGAGCUUGCGAGCGCAUUAUCUACUGUUUUACCAUUGAUAAUAUACACUUCCUUUUGUAGUACGUUUAGUUGAAUAAUGAAACGUUAUUACUGUUUUUUUUAACGAUAGCCACCUCCUGCGGCUGCGUUCUUGAGCUGUCAAUGAACAGAGGGGUCACAGAUUCGACUCCGGCGUCGAGACAAGUCAACUCGUCCCAAAUGAAGAACUGAUGAUCAAGAGGCAACUUUCCAACUGGAUGCUAAAGAUGCAUAUAAUUCUACACGAAGAUUUUCACAUCCAUUUUUGUAUUAUUUACUUUUGGUACAUUUUAUGCGCACCAGUUGCGUUCUAGAGGUUAGCUUUGUGUUAAGUUUUACAAAGCAUUUUCACUCCAUGCUCGGGCGACGGGAUGGAAGUUUAGCGGUAUCGGCCUUAAAAAGUGAGACUGGGAUCUCUUGAGGAUUUGAUUCUGGUGUGAAGUUAUGACAAUGACUGGAUCAAUGGAAAAUUCUUUCAAACAAGCUUUAAAGAAACCUCCAUCACUACGGACAGCAGAGGACUUGCACACUAUUUACUGUCACUUCUACCACAUGGAUGUCCUGUCCCACCUCAGGGAGCACCAGCUCAGGUCAAUGAGUACCUCAGCCAGGUACGAGAGACAUGAAGCUAACCACAUCCUGUUCUACCCAGACAGCAUCUCCACAUGCUGGUACACCCUCCUGUCCGGUUCAGUUAUCCUCAAGGACCACAUGUACUUGGCCAGAUGCUGCUUUGGCAAGCAGCUGGGGGGCAGACGAGGCUGUGAAUGUAUCACUUUAGAGCCCUCAGAAAUGAUUGUGGUGGACAAUGCCAGCGAGGGUGAGGGGGCACUGCAGAGGGAGGUGUCCCAGAGACGUUCCCGCCGGCGCUUUCGCAAAGUCAACCCCCGGGGAGAGCGGGAACUGAUCACUGACGGCCAGGACCCCACGCUUCCUGGAGACCUAAACAAGAUGCACCUUACAGACCAACCCCACAGCCAGGGGAGCCACGUGCCGCCCAGCCAAUCCGGAUGCAGUAUCACCAGCGACUCGGGGAGCAGUAGCCUUUCAGACAUCUACCAGGCUACAGAGAGUGAAAUGGGUGACGUGGACCUAUCCGGGCUCCCGGAGGCAGCGGUGGACUCUGAGGAAGAGGAGGAGGAGGAUGAAGACCUGGAGAGGACGUCAGACACCCUGAUUGGUAGAGACCUGGUCAGGGAGUGUCUGGAGAAAGACCCCGUGGACCGCAACGAUGAUGACAUUGAACAACUGUUGGAGUUCAUGCACCAGCUGCCAGCCUUUGCCAACAUGACCAUGUCGGUGCGAAGGGACCUGUGUACUGUCAUGGUGUUUGAGGUGGUGGAGCAGGCGGGGACCGUCAUCCUACAGGACAAACAGGAGCUGGACCUGUGGUAUGUGAUCCUGAACGGGGGGGUGGAGAUCGGCCACCCAGACAGCCGCAUGGAGACCCUCUGCAUGGGCAACAGCUUCGGCAUCUCCCCCUCCCUGGACAAGCAGUACAUGAGCGGAGUGGUGCGCACCAAGGGGGACGACUGCCAGUUUGUGUGCAUCGCCCAAGAGGACUACUGGCGGAUCCUCAACCAUGUGGAGAAGAACACACACAAGGUGGAGGAGGAGGGAGAGAUCGUCAUGGUGAAGGAACAUCGCGAGCUGGACCGCAGCGGCACCAGGAAGGGACAUAUUGUCAUCAAGGGCACCCCACAGCGUCUGAUCAUGCACCUGGUGGAGGAGCCGUCAGUAGUGGACCCCACCUACAUCGAAGACUUCCUCCUCACCUACCGCACCUUCCUCUCCAGCCCCAUGGAGGUUGGCAAGAAGCUGCUGGAGUGGUUCAAAGUCGACAGCCUCAGAGACACGGUGACACGGAUAGUGCUGUUAUGGGUGAACAAUCAUUUCAACGACUUUGAAGGUGACCCGGCCAUGACGCAGUUCCUGGAAGACUUUGAAAAGCUGCUGGAAACCACAAAAAUGAAGGGUCACCUGCGGCUGCUGAACAUAGCGUGUGCAGCCAAGGCCAAGUGGAGGCAGAUCACCCUGCAGAAACCUUCCAGGGAGUCCCCGCUCUACUUCAGCCUGCAUGGCGGCAGCGAGAGGGGCUUCGGCAUCUUCGUGGAGUCGGUGGAGGAGGGCAGCAAGGCCGCCGAGGCAGGACUCAAACGGGGAGACCAGAUUAUGGAGAUCAAUGGUCAGAACUUUGAGAACAUCUCCUACGUCAAAGCUAUGGACUUCCUGAGGACCAACACACACCUCUCCCUCACAGUCAAGACCAACAUCUUCGUGUUCAAAGAGCUGCUGAGCCGGAUCGUACACGAGAAGAUGAACAGGGGUCCCCACAUCCCCAAGAUCCAGGAGAAGAAGGGUAACCGCUUCUCUAUCCCAGACCUGCCUGGAGACAUGGAGUUCCCCACAGACCAUAAGGCCACCAAGAAGAUGAAGGCCAACACAGUGUCUGGAGGACGGAACAAGAUCAGGAAGAUGCUGGAGAAGACCCGCUUCAGCAUCCUACCACCCAAGCCUUUCAGUGAUGGCGGCGUGGGCCAGUCUCAGGAUGACAGCAUUGUGGGCACUAAGCAGUGUAGGCACAGCGUGGCCAUCAUGCCCAUCCCUGGCAGCAGCAUGUCAUCCAGCAGUCCUGAUCUGCUACAGCCAGCCACCAGUGUGCUGGACUUCUCCAACACAGCAGACAUUCCAGACCAGGUGAUCCGGGUGUUCAAGGCUGACCAGCAGAGCUGUUACAUUAUCAUCAGUAAGGACACCACGGCCAAGGACGUGGUCAGUCAUGUGGUCAACGAGUUUGGCCUUAUCGCAGCCCCGGAGACCUACUCCCUCUGUGAGGUGUCUGUCAGUCCCGAGGGCGUCCUCAAACAACGCAGGCUACCUGACCAGCUCUCUAAGCUGGCUGACCGCAUCCAGCUCAAUGGCAGGUACUACCUGAAGAACAACAUGGAGACGGAGACGUUGUGUUCAGACGAUGACGCCCAGGAGCUGCUGAAGGAGAGUCACAUCACCCUGCUCCAGCUCAGCACCGUGGAGGUGGCCGCCCAGCUCUCCAUGAGGGACUUUGAGCUGUUCCGUAACAUUGAGUCCACUCAGUACAUAGAUGACCUCUUCAAGCUGCUGGACUCCUCGGGGGGGCUCCAACAGACACACCUCAAGCAGUUUGAGGAAGUCAUCAACCAGGAGACCUUCUGGGUCGCCACGGAGAUCCUGAGAGAGCCCAACACCAUGAAGAGGAUGAAGACCAUCAAACACUUUAUUAAGAUCGCCCUGCACUGUAGAGAGUGCAAGAACUUCAACUCCAUGUUCGCCAUCAUCAGUGGUCUGAAUCUGGCUCCAAUAGCUCGUCUCAGGUCGUCGUGGGAGAAGCUUCCCAGUAAGUACGAUAAGCUGUUCCAGGACCUGCAGGACAUCUUUGACCCAUCCAGGAACAUGGCCAAGUACCGCAAUGUCCUGAGCAGCCAGAGCAUGCAGCCUCCCAUCAUCCCCCUGUUCCCUGUCGUCAAGAAGGACCUCACCUUCCUACAUGAAGGUAAUGACUCUCACGUAGACGGCCUGGUGAAUUUUGAAAAGCUAAGGAUGAUUGCUAAGGAGAUCCGUCAUGUGGUCCGUAUGACCUCCGCCAACAUGGACCCAGCUCUCAUGUUUAGACAGAGGUCUCUGAGUCAGGGCAGCACCAACUCCAACAUGUUAGACGUACAGGGCGGGGCCCAUAAGAAGCGUGUGCGUCGCAGCUCGCUGCUCAACGCUAAGAAGCUGUACGAGGAUGCUCAGAUGGCCCGUAAGGUCAAGCAGUACCUGUCCAACCUGGCGGUGGAGACGGACGAGGAGAAACACCAGACCAUGUCUCUACAGUGUGAGCCUACCUACAGCACCUUGUCCAAGAACUUGAGUGAGCGACGGUCCAACAAGUCGGACAUGUCUCCAGUGUCGCUGCGCUCGUCACUGCACGGGGGGAAGACCCAGAACCGCGUGUCUCAGGUGCUCCAGGUCCAGGUACCCCUCUACCCCCUACGGAAGAAGAGCACGGCCAAAGACAUUCACAGCGCACACAACUCCAGCUCUCCCCAGGUGAUAAAGAAGCAUCCCAGCUCCCAGCUCAGCCAAUCAGAGGACAGUACCUGUUUUGGGAAGAGGCCUGCUGAAGACACUGUGUCCACCGUUUCCUCCCUGCAUUCCAGCCCCACUGUAUCGCCACAGGGCUCCCCUCGCAAAGUGGGAGGCGUGGUCAACCCCCAGCAUAACACCAACAGCCAGAUGAACCGGUCUGGCUCGUCGUCCUCUCUGACCAGCGAGGCCAGCACCAAGGCAGGCAGCCGCAGCUACGGCAUAGGCUAUGCCCUGAUGCCUGCAGGGAAGUCAGACAACCUGUCCGACUCCAGCCACAGUGAGAUCUCGUCCCGCUCCAGCAUCGUCAGUAACUGCUCAGUGGACUCCAUGCCUGUUGGUCCUGCAGAGGAGCGCCGUGGCAUCAAGACCAGGGAUACCACAGAGACCCCAGGCACCACCACGCAACUCACACAUGCCAACUCUGACUGCAGCCAGCCCAGCACCAGUUUGUCUUUGGCGCGGGGCCAGGUGACGCGGGGCUCCACCUUCACCUCCUCGACCUCCACAGAGGAACUGGCCCCCGACCACGCUUCCCUGGACAGCGUGGUCGACAGCGGGCGGGGAAGCUGGACCUCCUGCUCCUCCAACUCCCAUGACAGCUUCCAGAGCCUGCCUGUCCCCCUUCUAGGCCUGGGCCGACCCCCUGCCUGGGACCACCUGGCGCCUGGGGGCUUCCGCCACACCCAGCUAGCAGGGCCUAUAGCAGAGGUGGAGGCUGGGCCAGCCGGGGAGGGGGUAGUGGGAGCACCAGGGGCGGGGUCCAGGGGAGGAGAGGAUGCCAAGAGGCUCUCCAGAGACAGUUCAGAGCUCAACCAAUCACGGCAGAGCUGGGCCUCGUCAUCCUCGCUGUCUGACACAUAUGAGGGGAACUACGGCACCAUCAAACGCCGCACUGCAGACGGUGCCUCAGACGCCACUUGGGAGGGGCACGACGCACCCCAAAGCACAGCCCCCAUCUACAAAACGGUCACUUCAAGCACCGAGAAAGGCCUCAUAGUGUAUUGUGUAACCUCUCCCACCAAGGACGAUAGGUACAGGGGGCCUCCCCCCACCCCUCCAGGAUACCAGGGCCUCACCCUGGUUAACGGACUGGAUGGAGCUCCUCCUCGGCUCCCCCACUUGCGGCCACCCGACUAUAGCGUGGCCCUGCAGAGGUCUAAGCUGCUACAGAGCCCCGGAGGCCUGGUGGAGCCCCGGAGCCUAGGUGUGAACCACCACCACGAAUCCCAGGGCCAGUCCAGGCCAGGCAGCGUCUGCCUACAGGGUAUGGAGGAUAGUGAGGAUGAUGAGCAGGUGUCAGCUGUGUAGACUAGACGCCUGAACGGACACGGCAGGUCGUUGGAGGGAGGGUGAGAGGAUGAGGGAGGGAAAGGUGCUUUUAACCUGCCAUGCUGCCGCCUCUGGGCACACUCCUCUCACCCCUCGCUCCUCUCCAGGUCCUCAGUCUCAGCUGACGGCUGCUCGAGGCCAAACCAACGGCACCCCCACAGAACUUGUACAAUCGUCUCUUUUUACUCCAUUUUGAAAAGGUUUUAGCAACUCUCCUGUGUUUAGACUCCCACUGCCCUGGAACAGAGCUGUAAACCGACUGAGAUGUGAUGUCACGGGGUGUGGCUGAGGCGUUUGGGACACAGUGCUUAUGAAGAAGGGAUGGACGAUGCCUGCUGAUCACUCAAUGUCUUUUUAACAGUACCUCUAUUUGCUUUGGUGCUCUCUUGUCCCAGGUUUUUUAAAAUGGUUUUUCCUCAGUCGAUGCAUGAAAGUGAUUGUUUUUUAGCCGUUUGCUUGAUUGCGCUCAGCUUUAAAUGGCAUGCAGACAUGAGCGUAGCUCUGAGAAUAUCCAGGAAAGGAGAAAGCAUUUAUUUUUCUUCUCUGUAGUUUAGAAAGCAGAGAUCUGGCAGUCGGCAGAAAUGCCCUCGAGUCAAGAGUGACUCCACAUAUCUUUUAAUUUGGAGGAGUGGGUGUGGGCAGCUCUUAUUGCACCUUGUGGAGUUUCAACAGCAUCUCAGGUCAUUGUGUAUGCUGCACCACACCCUCAUCUAUUCAGACGCUCUCUCUUUCUGCGCUUGUUAACCUACGGUAACAUGAGGUACUUUACUUGCAUGCUUCCAUCUGUAUGUUUAAUGAAUGUUAUUCUAAGUUGUUUUUAAUGAGUUGACAAACAAAAAGGCUCACUGUUGUAGAAUAGUACAAUGUUUUAUUUUAUUGCAGUACUGUAAAACAAAAUAUUAUCACUGUACAAACGUUAUUUGGUAAGCUUUAAAUGCGAGGCGUGCAGCCAACAGCCCAAAGUUGUUUACACAGAUGCUUACAAACUUGUUUAGUGUGUUUGUUUGUUACACUAGUAGUUGUCUAUUGAAUUAAAAGCUAAAAUGUAAAUGUAUUAUGAUUUCAGGUUAAUUUGAUAUGUAAAGUAUUUUUUAUGCGGUAAGAAUAUGUGGAUGCAGCAUAAACAACACAGUGUUUUCUUUUAAUGUACCUCUUCUAACUUGGCUAUUAAGUGUCUGCUAAUCUGGUUUAGUUGUCAUGGCAACAAAAGAAAAAACUGCUUGACAAUGGAAAAUGCAUUGCAAUGCAUUAAUAGUUUCUUCUUAUUGCAAUCAAAAGCUCAUUAUUUGUUGAGGUUUUAACCCUCUAGGGUUGAGGGUGAAACUGCUGAAUGUUAUUGUCAUUAGGGAUAUAACUGGACUUACUAGUUGGGAGUCUUUCCUUCAGCUGUCUUUUCUGUGUGUGACGCUUGUUGUUUUCUGUUUUGCCAUACUAAGACUUGAAAAUAUGAAUGGUUAUAUAUAAACAGUGCAUGUAUACAUUUAUACAUAUAUUUUUGGUUUGUCAUAAAUUAAUGUUACAGAUAUUGUAUAGAUGAAAAGAGUCCUCUAUAAAUGCUAUUUUAAUAUUUUGUUAUAAUAAAAUCAAAGAUUGUGAUUGCCCCUUUGCUGUCAUUGGGCAGGAAUCUUUUGAAUAUAUAUAUUUUUUUGCUCUCUG